AUGCCUUUUUUGGAAGAAAGCGAAGCCGAUUCUGUGCCAGAAUCCUUAGUCAAAGUAGGGGUGGUAUACAUUCAAAUUAACUUCAGAAAAGUUUUUUUCACAAAGUGUCUUUUAAAUCCAGGAGCCAGCAGUGGUAUAGGCAGAGAGACAUGUAAGGUGCUGGCCAGGGAAGGAGCUACUGUGGUGGUCACCUGUAUAGAUGAGGCCGGGGCCCACGAGACUCUCAAACUGUUACCAGGUUCCGGACAUUCUGUGUAUAAGUACGAUGUCACCGACUUCAAGUCAGCCCCGGAACUGCUCAAGGCCAUUGUCCAGAAGUACAACAGACCUCCCAACAUCCUAGUCAACUCCGCUGGAAUCGCCGAUCACAAACCAACCCUAACAGAGACGCCAGACACCUUCCAGCGAAUGCUCGAUGUCAACCUUAAGGGCACCUUCUUCACAAGCCAGGCUGUGUGCAAGGAACUCGUCGCUGCCAAACUUCCAGGAGCCAUUGUUAACAUAUCUAGUGUGGCAGUCCUGAAAGGUAUUGAAGGCAUCUGUUCCUACACGGCCUCCAAGGCUGGGGUCGAAGCUAUCACCAAGUGCAUGGCCAUGGAUAUGAGCCAAUACAAUAUCCGAGUGAACAGUAUCCAGCCUGGAUGGACUGAUACAAGGAUGGCAGCUGAGGUACCCGUGGAUAUGGAUCUCACUCUUGAAUCCUGGAUUGCACAGUUGGCAACCAAACGAGCUGGAAAGCCCAUAGAGAUUGCCGAAGUGGCGACAUUUCUCGCAUCUGACCGAGCCUCUUACAUAAACGGGACUUCCAUCAACGUCUCAGGGGGUUACUGAAAUAUGCUGUUUCCAAACCUUGUGAUUUUUUAAAUGUACCUAUUACCAAAUCUUAAUAAUAAACUGUCACACAUUUUUCCCAUUGCUCUUCA
Messenger RNA from Homalodisca vitripennis (glassy-winged sharpshooter), 923 nucleotides. RefSeq names its product (3R)-3-hydroxyacyl-CoA dehydrogenase-like. The transcript is spliced from 6 exons. Gene Ontology annotation, molecular function: oxidoreductase activity. The coding region runs from base 1 to 831 and encodes 276 amino acids. NCBI's taxonomy places the organism in Eukaryota, Metazoa, Arthropoda, Insecta, Hemiptera, Cicadellidae. The record is from RefSeq and is a predicted model, not a curated record.